Molecule: messenger RNA, 660 nt
Organism: Debaryomyces fabryi
Lineage: Eukaryota; Fungi; Ascomycota; Pichiomycetes; Serinales; Debaryomycetaceae
Exons: 1
Coding region: 1-660 (219 amino acids)
Source: RefSeq, a predicted model, not a curated record
AUGAGCAUAUCAGUCGCAUGGGAUCUUAUUGAGAGAUCUUUGACUGAAUUUUUGGAAUCAUACUCGUUUACUUCGAAUUUAAUACUGACACCUACAAGCAAAUUUAUUACUGAGACGUUAAUCGUACUUUUUUUAAUUGUAUUGACUUAUGAAACGAUAUAUUGGAGUGGAAUUUACUUGAACUUAUGGGAAUAUCAUGCCAAAGACAUAUUUACAGAAGUACCAAUACACUGCGCUCAUGUUUAUUUCCGGUUGAAUGUAAUUGACGCUAAAAGCUUGGAUCAACUUGAGAAAUACUACUCUUUGAAGCAGCAUAGUAAAUAUAAUAUCCUAAAAUGGAACGAGUUAAAUCAGCUAGGGUCCAGUUUAUUUAAAUUGAAGAAAUUUAUAAGAUAUCAUUUUGAAUUCAGUCCCGAAGACUUCGAAAUGAAUGAAAACCCAGAAUUUGGUUCCACCGUAAUUCACUUGAGACGCAAAAUCUUACAACUUUUUGAAAACUCGAAGAUAUAUAAAGAAUUUCACGAUAAAGAGUACAGAGACAGGGAUGUUCUCCUAUUCAAUAAAUAUGAUAAAGAAGUUGACCACAAGCAAGAUUUAUGCUAUCUCAGCAAAUGUAAUAUUGAGACUGGCAAUGUCAUUGAUUGUAUAAUCAUUUAUUAG